Trichomonas vaginalis G3 is the source of this 599-nucleotide messenger RNA. RefSeq lists its product as uncharacterized. Lineage: Eukaryota; Parabasalia; Trichomonadida; Trichomonadidae. The annotation marks the transcript as partial. The transcript has a single exon. The record is from RefSeq and is a predicted model, not a curated record.
AUGUACGCCGCUCAGAAUAUAACGCCAACAGUUUUGGAUGCCAUGAACGGAAAUGUUUCCGAAUGGUAUAACGAAUGCGACAAUGCCAUUAGAAGGUCAGAAAUAGUUCCUGGAACUUACGAAUAUACAACUGCUGUUUCUUAUGGAAAUGUAGGUGAGUUUGGAGAAGGUUCUUCAACAACAGUAGAUAUUGCUUGCGACAGGUUUCAUAUUAUUUCUAUUGACAACUCAUUCUUAUACGUGGAACAAGACAUUGAAAUAAAACCUUCUGCUGACUUGAGAGGUAAGAAAGGUUGCAAUGGAAUUUUCUAUGUCGGAUACCAAUAUGCUCCAGAAGUUUUCAUGGGAUAUAAGAUAUAUUCUAACUCUGACUUAGUUCAAACAGUAACAUGGGCAAACUAUGAAUGGUUCGCUUUGAGAAACUCAGUACAACCACAAGCUAGAGAACAAACAGACCAGUAUGCAACUAUUGAGAAAAUAAGAAGACUUGACCCUAACGUUCCAGGAGUUUAUGUUAACCUUUCUGGUUCAGAUGGAACUGCUGCAACUAAAGUAAAACUGAAACUUAGAGUUCCUUUGUCAUCUUUCCUCAUCUUCAG